Erythranthe guttata (spotted monkey flower) is the source of this 488-nucleotide messenger RNA. Its product is annotated as Bifunctional inhibitor/lipid-transfer protein/seed storage 2S albumin superfamily protein. NCBI's taxonomy places the organism in Eukaryota, Viridiplantae, Streptophyta, Magnoliopsida, Lamiales, Phrymaceae. The record is from RefSeq and is a predicted model, not a curated record.
AAUGAUCAUCAAUUCAAAAAACAAAACAAAAUAAUAAGCACAAAAAUAACAAAUAGUAGAGCAAAAUGAAAUAUAAUUAUUUCCCUCUAGUUGUUAUGAUAAUAGUGGUACUAUUGGCUCAUGAAACCCAAAUUAUGACUCGAACUCAGGCACAAAGUACUUGUGCUUCCACACUUGCAAGCCUGAACGUGUGCGCUCAAUUCGUGGUGCCAGGUGGUGGUGCCGCCACCCCGAGCCCCGACUGCUGUGGGGCCCUCCAGGCGGUGAACCACGACUGCUUAUGCAGCACCCUCAGGAUCGCCUCCCGCAUUCCCACCCAGUGCAAUCUCCCUCCCCUCACUUGUGCAAAUUGAGGAUGGACCAUGGAUGUAUUUGAUUGCUAAUAAUGCCAGAAAUUCUAGCUAGUAGAGAUGUCUGGAUUUUAGUAUUUCCAUGUAAUAAAGCAAAGUGUGAUGGAAUAAUAAUAAUAAUGGAUUGUUUUCAUUUAA